UUUAUAAUCUCCUGAAAAACAGUAUGGAGCUUUGCUUAAACAUUGCGUUUGUAGAUACUUGAGUAAAUUUUUGAGCAAAACUAGCUAUGCAAACUUUACUCUUGCCGGCGGCUCGCCCCGGCAUCGGAAGUGCGCCAUUUACUCCUCCACCUGCCGGCAAACCGUGGCGGUAUAGGUUCCUCCGAUGCCCAAAUACCCUAAUUUCGUCCCCCUCAUCAUUACCUUUUUCCCCUUUGAAAACAGAGCCUUUUAGUUUGCCUCAAUUCAGACUCAUCAUCAAAAGGAACAGAAUCUUGGCUUCUUCUCCUGUUUCUGCACCGUACACUUCCCCAAAUGACGAGUCUGAAAAAGCUAAGUUAGCUCAGGUUGCAAAAAGACUACUGAAUACUGCAAGGUACUUCAAGAGAUUGGGUACUCUAGGGUUUUGGGGACAGCUUGUAUGUACACUUGUUGCUGCGGUGAUCCUUUCGUUUUCUGUUGUUAUUACGGGGAAGAUUACAUCUCCCUUCACAUUCUACUCAACUGCGGGUGGAAUUGCAGCUGCUUUCAUUUCGGUUUUUUGGUCAUUCGGCUAUCUUCGUUUGUCUGAAAGGCUUCGGAAGACAGCUAAUGAGCCUUCAAAGGCUCCUCCUCGUGCUGAUGUUGUGAAAAGCUUGAAAAAUGGUAUAGUGGUGAACCUUCUGGGAAUGGGUGCCGCUGUACUUGGCUUGCAAGCAACUGUAGGUUUAUUGGUGGCUAAGGCUCUUACCACAUCAACUAAUCCUUACCAGACUUUGACUCCUGGGAGCAGCCCUGUGCUUGCUUUGGAUGUAUUUCUGGUUCAGGCAUCAGCAAAUACAAUCGUUUCACACUUUCUAGGUCUAGCAUUCUCAUUGGAACUGUUGCGCUCAGUCACCUUACCAUCUUCAGAAAGCGUUCCGGUUCCAAGGGUUGCAUGACGUGCUUGGGGAGUCAACAUCAUAAUACUCGAGAAAGUUUCAGGUCUUUUGAGAUCACAGCCAUGUAUUUACUAUAGUAUGAGUGACCCUCUCCUUGGUAACUUGCAAAUGAAAUUAUUGUUCUUUCUCCAAUUUCUGAGAGGCUUCUGAUAAAAAUUUCAACUACUGUCAUUGCAUAUGCUUUCUGGAGCAUCUUUAAAAAAAAAGGGAAUUGUUUGCCACCAGUUAAAGACUCCUCUCACAGUGCAAGAAGAAACCUAACGCCCUCUUUUUCUGUGUUAGUCUACUAGAAAUAAAAUAUCGACCUCUUUCUUUCUGUGUU
Solanum dulcamara is the source of this 1260-nucleotide messenger RNA. RefSeq names its product protein TIC 21, chloroplastic. The transcript has 4 exons. Bases 87 to 938 code for a protein of 283 amino acids. The record is from RefSeq and is a predicted model, not a curated record. Lineage: Eukaryota; Viridiplantae; Streptophyta; Magnoliopsida; Solanales; Solanaceae.